AUGGAAGCCCCGCUGGAAGAUGGGCCUCCUGUCGGUGCUUCAGCGGGCAGUGAAGGACCCAGCCGUGGAGUGGAGUUGAAAGCCUCGGACGAAGCUAUCACAUUCAUGUCCAGCAUCGAACCUGCAGAGCUGCAGAAGUGUGUGUUUCCAGACUCUCUGGUGACUGUGUCAGAGUGCGGCAGAGACCUGGGGAAGUUCAGUGUGACGGUGGAGUUUGCCCGUAGAGUCCAGCAACCCUGUAUGCUGCUGCAUGCUCAGAGCCAAGGAGCCAUUGACGACUCCCCCUGUGGGACAACAGUGACAGCCUACCUAACUACUGACCUGGAGGUGCUGGAGGAAGAUUACCAUGAGUACGUCAAGCUUGAAGGCCACAGUUUGGACAAGAGGUGUCACAUGGUGCGGCACGACGGGGAGAUGGUGAUAGACAAGGUUACCACUGUAGGAGAGGAGGUGACAAGGGAGAGUGUUUCUUAUGCCACGUCUGUCCUAAGAGGGCUGGUAACAGAGGGUUCCAUCUUGCUGCUGAUGCGCCUGAUAGCUCUGAGGAAGAAGGUGCCAGAAAACAUGACCUUCAUUUCCUUCGACCAGGGACUACGCAUCAUCCACACCACCUUUAGUGAGCUGGGUCUGAAGCAGCUGGAGGUUGGGGGUGAGACCGUGGAGCUAUUUGGGAUGGAGAGGAUUGUUCAUUCUGUGGAGGAAAGCGCCGCUACCUGGCAGUGCUACUUCCUUGAUGAUGGGCACUUGGCCAGCAGAGUGCAGGUGGGAUCACCAGUCACCAUGAGGCUUCAGCAGCUGCCAUCACAGCUAGAAAAAGGUUUUGAGAAGAUCCCCCUGGUGUGGGAAGAAGACAUGCAGAUGCGCUCCAAGUUCCUGGACAGAAAGGAGGAGCUGAAGGCGGAUCAUGCUUCGUACCUGAGACAGCAUCCAGAGAUCCGUGCCCUCAUAUCUGACUUCCUGCAGUUCUUGUUACUGAGGAAACCAGACGAUGUCUUCCAGUUUGCCAGAGAGUACUUCAUCCCAUUUGCCUCCCGCCAUCCUCCAGAAUCAAGCCUGAAAGUCUCAUCAUUCUGAAAGCACACUCAAGGGCACAUCUAAAAAGCUUUCGUAACUCACUGUUUCUUUAUCACUUUAACUCACGCUGGAGUUUAAAAAUUGCACUUAUCUUUUCAGAUGACUAGUGUUAUUAAAAGAAAUAUGGCGGAGAUGAACAAUAACUUACAAACAUAAGACAUCACCUUAGCUCUGUGAUCUUGACCAAAAACUUUAGCGAUCUGAAUGAAGUGGUUUGUGUCAAACUUUAUCAUCACACUAGUUAAUCUAGGUCAACUCAAAGUGGGAAAGCCAGUCUGUCUUAUAAAACUAUUUAGAAAAUAAAAGUACAAAAUGUAACACAAAACAUUUUGUUACAUUAUGAAAGAUAUGCUACAUCUUUCUCCAAAUAGGCAAUACUAGAGGUACAGUCAUGGAGACUUCUGGGCCUUUUUAAUUAGGACAAUUCAAACUAAGAAAUAUUCAGUACAAAUAAAUAGUAUGUCAAAAUCCCUCUGCAUCUUCAUUGUCCAUAAACAAGGCUUUCAUUCUGAAGGUAAGUGGAAGCGACUGCUCUCCCAAAUCUUGCUUUUGUAGCUCAGGAGUGAUCCAAUAAUGAGGAGUUGUCAAAACUUGUUUUGUCUGUCGUGUUGAUUGUUUCAAUUGUUAAUUGUGUUAUAUUUUUUAGUAAAGAUGAUGUAGAAGUCACCCGAAUAUCUAAUCUCUUUACUGAAGCUGGUGUAACUUAAUAUACCAAGCACAUUCAGCUUGUAAGAAUUUCCAUACAGUAUAGUCUGUCUCCAUUCUCCUGAGGAAAAUAAAUAGCAUUAUAAAUUAGCAGAGGUAAUAUCUUUAUAUAUAGUAUAUGUUCAAAUAAAUAAUAUAAUUACAAAGGUAUCAAUUUGUCA
This is a messenger RNA of Xiphias gladius (swordfish), 1940 nucleotides long. RefSeq names its product ciliogenesis associated TTC17 interacting protein. The coding region runs from base 1 to 1074 and encodes 357 amino acids. Gene Ontology annotation, biological process: cilium organization; actin filament polymerization. The record is from RefSeq and is a predicted model, not a curated record. Lineage: Eukaryota; Metazoa; Chordata; Actinopteri; Istiophoriformes; Xiphiidae. The transcript is spliced from 9 exons.